CAAAAUUAUGAGGCCCAAGGCAAUAGCGUAGUUUGCCUUGGGCCAAGGCCGGCAUUGCAUUUUGUUUUACCCUUUUAGAAAGUUUUAGUUUUAAAAGCCAAAUAAAUGAUGAAUGAAAUUGAUUUGUUAAUUGGCUUAUAUCUUUUCAUAGGAGGAUGGAAGCUAGAUUUUAUGUUACUGAAUGUCGGAUAACCUGUAGAAUACUGAACUUUGGCAUGAUUCUCGCAGUAUCUAUUUUCUGGCUGUAGGUUGCUAAUUAUUGUUCCCAUUUUGUGGAGUUGGAUUUUCUUUCGUUAUUAUGUUUUGUCAUUGUUUGGGUAUUGGGUUUCAGCAACUACAUUUUCUUGUACCUUUUUGUUCCGCGACAUGUUGUAAGGGUUUAAACAUUGUUCAUUUUUGUCAUCCUCUAGAUACUGAUGUACUUCUUUGGAAGUUGUGCAAAUGUUUUGAAAGAAGCACAAGUCAAGUUCUAGAUAUUCAAUUUGGAGAUUCUCAUACAUGUCUGAAACUGUUGAGUCUUCCUAUUACUCGCUUAUUACUCCCUCUCUGCAAUUUUAUGAUAUGCAGUAGCAGACAUGGUUCACAAAAACCUUAAAGACUUUGUAUACUUCCAGUAUCCUUUUGUUAUUUAUUGGCAUAUAGUACAAAAGCCUUCUUAUCAAAAGAAUAAAAGGUAAAUACAAGGUAGACGAAAUCUUCCGAAAAUUGAAAUAAGAACAAGAGAGAAUGUGUCAAAUAAGAAAGUGCUAUACAUUUUUUGCGAGAGUGCACAUGUUGUGUAACUACAACAUAGGAACAUCUCUCCAUGUUCUUAUCCUAAUAGUGAUUAAAGAAUAACUAAGAUAUACAAAAUGGAGCAACUAAUUUUCUUUGGAAGGAAAGAAGGGGAGCAUCCAGAAUCUGAGAUGUUACCUGAUAUAAUCUUCCUACAUUAAAACUCGUUAUAUUUGCUUGUAGUGCUUUAGUAAACUCUGCAAGUAAAAAAUGAGAUACAUGAACCAUUAGCGUAGACAUCAGUUAGCUUAGAAAUUUUCCUCCCUUUCUUUAUUCCCCUAUUUCUAUCUUAAACCAGUGGUGCCUCAGGAUAUGAAUAGGCUGACAACUAUAAUCAACAUAUUUUUCUACAUGGGGUGCAUGUGCAUGUGCUUGUUUAUGAUAUGGAACAAGCAUUGAAAGACAUAAAUUACAACUCAUUGCUACCCUAAAUUUACGAAUUAGCUUGGGUAGAUAACCAUGGCUAUCUCAAUGGACACUUUAACUUACUAUAAAGAUCAGCUUGAUACAGAGAUCAUUUACUGGACAAUCUCAAUCUUUUUGUGCAAUAAAAGUAAAUGGUUUAAAAUACAAUCCCUUCAACCUUAAAAUCACUAGCAAAUUACAAUAUAUAAAAAUGUGUCAUGAUUUUUUAAUAGGCCGACUUUUAUACCUGAAUUUACUUCCUGCACGCAUUGCUGCAUAUUCAGAUGGACAUGUGAAUAUCUUUGAGCUUCUAGAUCCACUUGAAUUGGAGAAGUGGCGACUGCAGGUAUUUUCUUCGUUUGUUGUUUUAUUUUAAUGUGUAAUGUUGCUGCUUAACAGAAGCAUCUGUUGGCAUACCUGUGUAAACUGGAGAUGAAGUGUUGUUGUCGAAUAUAAGCACUUCAGACAUGUUUUUCACAAGUCCAAAACGUAACGGGAAGCAUGUUUUUCAUCCUGACUUCACCAAUUAGCUCCCAUAGUACUUAAAUGCCAGGCUGAAUUUAAAAAUGUAAUUCAUUCGGUCUCUAAGCUUGGGAAUGCUUCAUGCUCGUCUGCGUCCAUCUCUUGGAAUCCACAAAGAGUUGAAGUCCAGCAGUCAAGCUUUAUCUUGGGCUUCAGCGCGAAUCCCCCCUUCGUAAUUCCUCCAAGGUGGGGCAGAUGGAAUGGGACACUGGCUUCUACUGGGAGUGAUGGCGUCGUCAAGUUUAAACGGCGUUUGACAUUCUCAAAUUUUCCAGAAUCGGAGAAAUCAUACGAUUCCCGUAUUCAUCAAACCCACAAGAAAUCAUGGUGCGAAGAAAAGUAGAAAUCAAGGCAAUCGAGAACGUAUCAAAGAGGCACACAACUUUCACAAAGAGACGCCAAGGCCUUUUCAAGAAAGCCAAAGAUCUGUGCACAAAGUGUGAAGCAGAAGCGACAGUAAUCACUGUCUCCAAGGCUGGAAACAUCUUUGCUUUUGGGCACCCGGCCGUCGACCCGGUGGUGAAUCGGUACCUUUCCUAUGGUAAUGGUGAUGAACGCGUGCAUGGUGGAAAUCGGAUGGCGGCGAUGGAGGAGGAGAUGCUAUCACUGUCGAAGGCUGAGCGGAAGGUUCAGACGGUGAUGGGGAAGGGGAGGCAGGAAUGGGAUUUGGCGAUUGGGGAUUUAGAGAUUAAUGAACUUGAUGAAAUGGAGAUGGUGAUUCGAGAUAUUAAAAGAAUUGCAGCAGCGCGUUCUAUGGAGAUUGUGGCUGGCGGCGGCAAGGAUCAAGAAGUUAAGUGUUUUGGGAAGGAUUCAAUCGUGCCUUAUCGUAGAAGUCAGGAUUUGGUGGCAUGCAUGUAACAGAUGAUCUACUUCUAAAAGAGGUCGAAGAAUUUCUUACACAAACAUAGAGGAUGAAGCUAAUAUUGUGGUGAUUGGUCUUAAUUUGCCUCUUUUUGCUACUCAGUACUCUCCAGUACACAAUAUUAUUCCAAGAACGAGAAUGCUUGUAAAAUAGAAUUUAGUUAUUGUGCUUAGCAAGAUGAAAAAAUUCGGAUUAACAAGCUACAGUAACGUUGUAGAAUCAACUUGUCAUUCUUCUUAAAUUUCUUGUGGCACCACUUCUUGAUUACUUGAAAUUCUACCAUACUUUUUCACGUUUUU
Olea europaea var. sylvestris is the source of this 2862-nucleotide messenger RNA. Its product is annotated as MADS-box protein AGL71-like. Gene Ontology annotation, molecular function: RNA polymerase II cis-regulatory region sequence-specific DNA binding; DNA-binding transcription factor activity, RNA polymerase II-specific; protein dimerization activity. The record is from RefSeq and is a predicted model, not a curated record. Lineage: Eukaryota; Viridiplantae; Streptophyta; Magnoliopsida; Lamiales; Oleaceae. The coding region runs from base 2026 to 2559 and encodes 177 amino acids. The transcript is spliced from 6 exons. Gene Ontology annotation, biological process: regulation of transcription by RNA polymerase II.